Messenger RNA from Ricinus communis (castor bean), 3547 nucleotides. Its product is annotated as receptor-like protein kinase HSL1. The record is from RefSeq and is a predicted model, not a curated record. The transcript is spliced from 2 exons. Gene Ontology annotation, molecular function: protein kinase activity; ATP binding; receptor serine/threonine kinase binding. Gene Ontology annotation, biological process: protein phosphorylation. NCBI's taxonomy places the organism in Eukaryota, Viridiplantae, Streptophyta, Magnoliopsida, Malpighiales, Euphorbiaceae. The coding region runs from base 296 to 3247 and encodes 983 amino acids.
AGAGACCACAAAUCUGCAUCUAAAAUUCUAUACAAGUAUUCUUCCUUUUUUUGGUGUAAUUCUUUUGCUUAGCACAAAAAGUUCUCUCUUCCACUUACUCUUACUGACUCCCAUUGACACCCAAAGUUUCCAGAUUUGAACCAAACUCUCUUUUAGCACUGUAUCACUUAACAGCAAUCAUCCAAAUAUCCAUUGCCGGACCCCACUUUCAACCUUCAAAAACAUCAUCUUCUUCACUCCAUUGUCUGUUUUUCAGACAAGAAAUCCCCCUUCUCUCUCUUUCUCUCUCUAGAAAAUGCUAAUCUUUCUUUCACUUCUCUUUCUUUCCUUCCCAUUAACCCCACUUUCUUUAAACCAAGAAGGCCUUUAUCUCCAACGAGUCAAGCUCGGUCUAUCCGACCCAACUCACCUCCUCAGUUCUUGGAACGAUCGUGACUCCACUCCAUGCAACUGGUAUGGAAUCCACUGCGACCCAUCUACUCAGCGAGUCAUUUCGGUGGACCUCUCCGAGUCGCAACUCUCUGGUCCCUUCCCUUCUUUCCUUUGUCGUCUUCCAUAUUUAACCUCCAUUUCUCUCUACAAUAAUACAAUCAACUCCUCUCUGCCAACCCAAAUCUCCAAUUGUCAAAAGCUUGAAUCUUUGGACUUGGGCCAAAAUCUUUUAGUUGGUAUAAUACCAGAAUCUUUGUCUCAGCUUCAAAAUCUCCGGUACUUGAAUUUGGCGGGAAACAGUUUAACCGGUGAAAUACCGAUCGAAUUUGGCGAAUUCAAGAAUCUUGAAACUCUUGUACUCGCUGGGAAUUAUUUGAAUGGAACUAUACCCAGUCAGCUCAGUAACAUAUCUACGCUUCAGCAUCUUUUACUCGCUUAUAACCCGUUUCAACCGAGUCAAAUAUCGAGUCAGCUCGCUAAUUUAACCAAUCUUAAAGAACUCUGGCUUGCUGAUUGUAAGCUUGUUGGUCCGAUUCCUGCAGCUUUGAGUAGGUUAACUCAGUUGGAGAAUUUGGAUUUGUCUCAGAAUAGACUUACUGGGUCAAUUCCAAGUUCGUUUGCUGAGUUUAAAAGCAUUGUUCAAAUCGAGUUAUACAAUAACUCUUUGUCAGGUUCUUUACCUGCGGGAUUCUCAAAUUUGACAACUUUGAGAAGAUUCGAUGCUUCUAUGAAUGAGUUAAGCGGGAUGAUCCCUGUUGAGUUGUGUAAGUUGGAACUUGAAUCUUUAAAUUUGUUUGAGAAUAGACUUGAAGGUAAAUUACCAGAGAGUAUAGCAAAGUCUCCAAAUUUAUAUGAGCUCAAGUUGUUUAAUAACAAACUCAUUGGUCAAUUACCGAGUCAACUUGGUUUAAACGCGCCCUUGAAGUCGUUAGAUGUAUCAUACAAUGGAUUUUCUGGUGAAAUACCCGAGAAUUUGUGUGCAAAAGGGGAACUAGAGGAUCUUAUUCUGAUAUACAAUUCAUUUUCCGGGAAAAUCCCUGAAAGUCUUGGAAGAUGUUACAGUUUAGGGCGUGCUCGGUUAAGGAAUAAUCAGCUUUCUGGGUCAGUUCCUGAAGAGUUUUGGGGGCUUCCAAGAGUUUAUUUGGUUGAGCUUGUUGGGAAUUCUUUAUCGGGGUAUGUUUCCAAAAUAAUUUCUUCUGCUCAUAAUCUUUCUGUUUUAUUGAUUUCAAAUAACAGGUUUUCCGGGAACAUUCCUAAAGAGAUUGGUUUUCUUGGGAAUUUGAUUGAGUUUUCUGCUAGUAAUAAUAUGUUUACAGGUUCCGUUCCAGGGACAUUUGUUAAUUUGAGUAUGUUAAAUAGGCUUGUUCUUAAUAACAAUAAGUUAUCUGGUGGAUUCCCACAAAGCAUUCGAGGUUGGAAGAGUUUAAAUGAGCUUAAUUUGGCAAAUAAUAAGCUAUCGGGUGUAAUCCCAGAUGAAAUUGGAGAUUUGCCGGUGCUCAAUUACCUUGAUCUUUCUGGGAAUCAUUUUUCAGGAAGAAUCCCACUUGAGUUGCAGAAACUGAAGCUGAAUUUGUUAAACUUGUCCAAUAAUAUGCUCUCUGGAGAUCUCCCUCCUCUUUUUGCCAAGGAGAUUUACAAGAACAGUUUUGUUGGGAAUCCAGGCUUAUGUGGUGACUUGGAGGGUCUUUGCCCUCAACUUCGUCAGUCUAAACAACUGAGUUACUUAUGGAUUCUUCGAUCAAUCUUUAUAAUUGCUAGUUUAAUUUUUGUUGUGGGAGUUGCUUGGUUCUACUUCAAGUUGAGGAGUUUCAAGAAAUCCAAGAAAGUUAUUACUAUAUCAAAGUGGAGAUCAUUUCAUAAGCUUGGUUUCAGUGAAUUUGAGAUUGCUAAUUGUCUAAAGGAAGGUAAUCUGAUUGGAAGUGGAGCUUCUGGGAAAGUCUACAAGGUUGUGCUUAGUAAUGGCGAGACGGUUGCAGUGAAGAAACUAUGUGGAGGGAGCAAGAAAGAUGAUGCUAGUGGUAAUUCCGACAAAGAUGAAUUCGAAGUGGAGGUUGAAACUUUGGGAAGGAUCAGGCACAAGAACAUUGUUAGAUUGUGGUGUUGUUGUAACACUGGUGAUUGCAAGCUUCUGGUUUAUGAGUACAUGCCAAAUGGGAGCUUAGGGGAUUUGUUGCACAGUAGCAAAAGUGGGUUGUUGGAUUGGCCAACAAGGUAUAAGAUUGCUUUAGAUGCAGCAGAGGGCUUAUCUUACUUGCAUCAUGAUUGUGUUCCUCCAAUUGUUCAUCGUGAUGUGAAAUCCAACAACAUAUUGUUAGAUGGAGAGUUUGGAGCUAGAGUUGCAGAUUUUGGAGUUGCUAAAGUUGUCCAAGGAGUUAACAAGGGGACAGAAUCCAUGUCUGUGAUUGCUGGUUCCUGUGGAUACAUUGCACCAGAAUAUGCCUAUACUCUGAGGGUGAAUGAGAAGAGUGACAUCUAUAGUUUUGGAGUAGUGAUAUUAGAAUUGGUGACAGGCAGACUGCCAAUAGAUCCAGAAUUUGGAGAGAAAGACUUGGUGAAGUGGGUCUACACCACCUUGGACCAAAAAGGAGUGGAUCAAGUAAUUGAUUCAAAGCUUGAUUCCAUUUUCAAGACUGAAAUCUGCAGGGUUCUUGAUGUUGGCCUUCGCUGCACAAGCUCACUUCCCAUCGGCCGCCCAUCAAUGAGAAGGGUAGUGAACAUGCUGCAAGAAGUUGGUGCAGAGAUCAAGCCUAAAUCCAGCAAAAAAGAGGGGAAACUCUCUCCAUAUUACCAUGAAGAAGCCACAGAGGAAGUGUAGUCAGAAAAAAGAAUUUUAGUUAAUUAAAAGAAUUAGGGAAAAGUUAGGUGGUGAAUUUUCUCAUUUUCAUUGGUGUUUGAUGUCAUGGGGCAAAGGGAAUCAUUGAUGCAAUGGAAAGGAAUGGGAGUAGAUUCUUGCACAUGCCACUCUUUUUAGCCUACAUUAAGACCAUAGAUUAAGACAUGAAAAGGUUGUAAUUAUUACUGCCACCUAGUUUUAGUUGCGGCUUUGGUCUUUAGUUAGGUAAUUGUAACAAGACACUUUUUCAAGGAAUGAUACCACAUCUUUCCGUUUCAGUAA